AUGUCGGUCCCUGAAUAUACCGAUCACGGUGCUCUGAAGAUAUCUCCACUCAAUCUGCAAAAUAUAAAAGAGAAAUCAGUGGUAAUCACAGGAGGAGCAAGUGGUCUGGGAAAGGCCUACGCCGUGGCAUUCGCAGAAGCAGGUGCAUACGUUUCCAUUGGUGAUGUCGACGCAAAAGCCGGCAAUGAGUUGGUUUCUGAGCUUAAAGGUGCAGCGCAGUUUGUCAAAUGCGAUGUUCGUAGCUGGGACGACCAAGUCGCUCUGUUCGAUGCGGCUGUGAAACACUCGCCGCACCACAGCUGUGAUGUCGUGAUUGCCAAUGCUGGAAUCGUGGGAGCUGAUGACUUGUUCAAACUUGAAGAUCCUGCACUACCGCCUGUAAAACCAGACUUACGGAUUAUCGACAUCAACUUGAUGGGCACCGCCUAUACCUCAAAACUCGCCAUACAUUAUUUCAGGCGUCAGCCAGUGGAAACUUCUCGAGAUCGUUGUCUGAUCAUCAAAGCUAGCAUUGCUGCUUAUGCUGACCAGCCUGGCUCUCCACAGUACAAUGUUUCUAAAUGGGGAGCGAGAGGGCUGAUGAGAAAUCUACGUCGAACAAGUUGGAAGGAAAAUAUUCGAGUGAAUCUCGUUGCGCCAUGGUAUGUUCGAACGCCAAUCUUGACUCAAGAAGUACAGGCGUAUCUCGUUGGCAAGGGAGUAGAGUUUGCAACGGUUGAGGAUUGUACCAAAGCCAUGCUGAAAAUUGCAUCAGACACAACGAUUAAUGGUCGAGGAAUCGGAAUAGUGCCUCGAACUGUAGCAGCUGAGGGGUAUAUGGAUCUGGAUCAUGAUGAUUAUAAAGAGCGCGAUUUCUUGAAGCAAUGGCAACAGACGGUGCUUGACACUGCCCUGCGCUUGGUUGUGAAUUCCAAUUAA
Molecule: messenger RNA, 918 nt
Organism: Lachnellula hyalina
Lineage: Eukaryota; Fungi; Ascomycota; Leotiomycetes; Helotiales; Lachnaceae
Product: 5'-hydroxyaverantin dehydrogenase
Exons: 7
Coding region: 1-918 (305 amino acids)
Molecular function (GO): oxidoreductase activity
Source: RefSeq, a predicted model, not a curated record